This is a messenger RNA of Gamsiella multidivaricata, 2513 nucleotides long. RefSeq lists its product as uncharacterized. Bases 88 to 2349 code for a protein of 753 amino acids. The record is from RefSeq and is a predicted model, not a curated record. Gene Ontology annotation, biological process: phospholipid biosynthetic process. Gene Ontology annotation, molecular function: glycerol-3-phosphate O-acyltransferase activity; glycerone-phosphate O-acyltransferase activity. Gene Ontology annotation, cellular component: endoplasmic reticulum membrane. Lineage: Eukaryota; Fungi; Mortierellomycota; Mortierellomycetes; Mortierellales; Mortierellaceae. The transcript has 7 exons.
UUUUUUUUUUUUUUCAUCUACAUCUUGCAUCAACAGUAACAGCACCUUUUACACAUCUACUCUACAUCAGCGUACAGACACACAGCCAUGGGUCUACAGAUCUAUGACUUCGUGGCCCUCUUCUUCACGAUCAUGCUCGAUAUCUUCUUCAGAGAGAUUCGGACUCGUGGUGCACACAAGGUGCCGAAGCAGGGUCCCGUCAUCUUUGUCGCCGCUCCCCAUGCCAACCAGUUCGUCGAUCCUCUGGUUCUAAUGCGGGAAUGCGGCAGACGAGUCUCGUUUCUGGCCGCCAAAAAGUCAAUGGAUCACAAGUGGAUCGGUGCUAUGGCGCGUCCGAUGAAUGCCAUUCCUGUCGAACGUCCUCAGGACUUGGCAAAGGCUGGCUCUGGAACAAUCAAGCUACUGGACCGUUAUGGCGACCCUCUCCGCAUCACAGGACUCGGCACAAAGUUCACAAAGGAGCUUCUGGUCGGAGAUCAGAUCACAUUACCAAAGGAUGUUGGCGCCUCAGCAGUUGUUGAGAUUAUUUCAGAUACGGAAUUGAUCGUCAAGAAGGAAUUCAAGGAACUCAAGGCACUCGAGCUUUUGACUAGCGCCGAGGGAUCCAAGUACAAGUGCUUACCACACAUGGACCAGAGCAACGUUUACAGGACUGUCUUCGAGCGCCUGAAUGCUGGCCAUUGUGUGGGUAUCUUCCCCGAGGGAGGCUCCCACGACCGCGCUGAAAUGUUGCCUUUGAAAGCUGGUGUGACUAUCAUGGCUCUUGGUGCUUUGGCUGCCAAUCCUUCGCUGGAUCUCAAGAUUGUUUGCUGUGGCCUGAAUUACUUCCAUCCCCAUCGAUUCCGUUCCCGCGCUGUUGUCGAGUUCAGCGAACCUUUGACUGUCCCUCCAGAGUUAGUUGAGAUGUACAGGAAGGGUGGCGCCGAUAAGCGAGAGGCCUGCGGGAAGCUCCUAGACACAAUCUAUGACACUUUGAAAAACGUUACACUGAAUGCCCCUGAUUAUGAGACUUUGAUGGUGAUCCAAGCUGCUCGCCGCCUUUACAAACCAACACAUCGCAAGUUACAGAUCUCUCAGGUUGUGGAAUUAAACCGCCGCUUCGUUGCCGGCUAUCUGCACUUCAAGGAUAACCCAAAAGUCAUCGAGACCAAAGACAAAGUCAUGCACUACAACACCCAGCUUCGGUACCAUGGCCUUCGCGACCAUCAGGUCAACAUUCGCAACACGAGGAGACACGCUAUCGCGCUGCUGAUCUGGCGAGUCGUUCAGAUGGUCUUCCUGAGUAUUUUGGCGCUCCCUGGAACGCUUAUGAACCUUCCUGUCGCGAUUGUCGCCCGAAUCAUCAGUAACAAGAAGGCAAAACAGGCUUUGGCUGCAUCUACGGUCAAGAUUGCAGGGAGAGAUGUUUUGGCCACCUGGAAACUGCUGGUCGCGCUCGGAUUGAUGCCUGUGCUCUACUUUUCGUAUUCCGUUAUCGUCUUUAUUAUCUGUGGCCGCUUUGACAUUUCGCUGAUGUCCCGUCUGUUGAUCGCCUGGGCGGCCUGGGCUUGCAUUCCCUUCGUGACCUAUGCCAGCAUCCGUUUUGGUGAGGUUGGAGUCGACAUCUUCAGAUCGAUUCGACCCCUCUUCCUGUCGAUCAUUCCAGGCGAAGAAAACACCAUCAAUGAACUCCGUAGGUCGCGCGCGGAACUGCAAAAGACUAUCAACGAACUCAUCAACGAACUAGCACCUGAAAUUUAUCCGGACUUUGAUUCGAAGCGCAUCUUGGAUCCCUCGCCAAACGACCGACCCAGUCGUGCAGCCUCUCGUGCCGCCUCUCGUUCAGCCUCUGGCACUAACUUGGCGCAGACGAUCUUUAACACGGUCAAUACAGCUGCUCAGCCUAUUAACCAGUGGCUGGGUAUCGAUGGUCGUUUCGAGUGGGAACGUGCAGACGACUCGGAUGCGGACGACGUAUUCUUUUUCCUCAACCCUGCAGGCGCGAUUCAGGGACGAUCGAGGACAUCUUCUUGGGGGGCCGGCGCAUGGACACCUUCUGCAGAUGGCACUCGAUCUAGGAGCCGCAGUCGGACAAGUUCUUUUACGUCGGGUCAGAUUCAGUUGGGGGAAGGAUUUAAGCUAGAAGCAUUGACGGAACUGCCAAAGGACAAGCCGUUUGCGGAGGUGACCCGACGACUCAGUCUGAGUCGCAAGCAGAAGCAUGGACUGGGAGAUAUGAGCAAGGCUGGUACAGUUGAAAUUGAGAAUGGUGGAGGAUUCAUGCACGAUGGACAUUUUGUCAGCACGCCACCGAUCACUAUUCAAAACAUGGAUGAUCCCAUGGACGCUGUCAAGUCAAAAGAGGCAUAGGACGUCUGCUGCCCUUCGCUUCCCGUCUCCCAUCCCCACUCUGUUUUUCUUUUUCUUUUUUUUUGCUAUGUGCUAUUUUUGUUAUCCUUUUCUUGUUCACAUAUCUUGAGCUGGAGCGAGGUUUGCUCUAUUUCAACGUUACGAUACCUAUUCCUCUCCUAUUC